This is a messenger RNA of Aphanomyces invadans, 819 nucleotides long. RefSeq lists its product as hypothetical. The transcript is spliced from 3 exons. NCBI's taxonomy places the organism in Eukaryota, Oomycota, Saprolegniomycetes, Saprolegniales, Verrucalvaceae. The record is from RefSeq and is a predicted model, not a curated record. The coding region runs from base 1 to 819 and encodes 272 amino acids.
AUGGCGCUGACGGCGCCUGUGAAGCGGGAGGCGUUCGGAUCAACGUGGUUCGGUCCGUUGGAGGCAGUACAAGCGUGCGCCAAGCUCGCGUUGUCGGUUGUUGAGCAUAUUUACGACAGAGAACGUCCUGACGAAGAGAAAAAGGUUUCAAACGGCCGAGAGCGUGGUCAGGCAGAGUGGACUAUUGAGCACCUGCAUUUGUACGCAGGACACAUUGCAUUGCAGCAGUGCACAGACACCGUCCAUCGGCGCACCGACGUCCUCGAAGUCGCCGCCUCGUCCUCUCGCCACGUGGACACCAUGGUGCACAUGAAGGCUACGACAGAUUCCAUCCCGUUCAGUCGGCUUGGAUUUCACUCGGACACGACUCAACCAGAUGUUGACCACAUCUCCGACCUCGAUCGCGACGUUGCCAACGAUUUGGCGAUUGCUUUAGCUCUUGAAGCCAACCAAGCAGUCGUGUAUCUGCCAAGCGAUACCCCAAAGUUCGUCAAGGAAAUGCUGUGGUUCCAUGAGAGUUGGGUCGACAUGAUCUCGCAUCAGCCUGCCAAGUGGCGCACGGACAUCGUUGUGUUCACAGACGGAGAUCUGCCCUUGUGGAACUACCUCAACUGCACGACAGCCAUCCGUGUGACGCCGGACGAGCCCAACCGGUGCAUCGUUGUCCAGGGGUACAAGAAAGUCAAGUCGGACACGUUCAACUACGGAUUCGCAGACUCGAUCAACGUGGUGGCCAUGGAGAGCGCCGCGACGGCGCCGUACGACUGGAUCCUGCGAACCGACAUCGACACGUUUUUCACGCCGGCGGUACUGCUUUGA